AAGACAUUCAUCUGCCAGGACUGCGCUAAGGUUUUCUGUCAAGGUGACUACCUGAAAUCUCACUGCUGGUUACACACAGAUAAAGUCAGAUAUGUGUGUGAUGUAUGCAAGAAGAGCUUCACCAAAUCGUACAAUCUGAAGGUCCACCAUAAGAUUCACUCAGGUGAGAAGCCUUUCCAGUGUCCAAAGUGUGGCAAGUGUUUCUUGCAGAACAUUCAGCUGAACAUCCACCAGACCACACAUGAGGAGUGUGCACGUGGCUGGUUGGUUCUGGAAAGGCAAGCCUAUGACCCAACCCGAAAGGGUCCACAAGUGUGA
Messenger RNA from Staurois parvus, 318 nucleotides. Lineage: Eukaryota; Metazoa; Chordata; Amphibia; Anura; Ranidae. The record is from the annotation of a GenBank genome assembly.